GCAGAAGGGGAGCCCACCAGCCAUGUAGAGGGCCGCGUCGGAGGCACUCGCUGACACUCGGGCGCCAUGGACGACGCCGCCAUCCUCAAAAAGAAAGGCUACGUGGUGGGCAUCAACUUGGGGAAGGGCUCCUACGCCAAAGUGAAAUCCGCCUACUCCGAGCGCCUCAAGUUCAACGUGGCGGUGAAGAUCAUCGACCGCAAGAAGACCCCCUCGGACUUCGUCGAGAGGUUCCUGCCCCGGGAGAUGGACAUCCUGGCCACCGUGAGCCACCGCUCCAUCAUCAAGACCUACGAGAUCUUCGAGACGUCGGACGGCCGGAUCUACAUCGUCAUGGAGCUGGGCGUGCAGGGCGACCUGCUGGAGUUCAUCAAGUGCCGCGGGGCCCUGCACGAGGACGUGGCCCGCAAGAUGUUCCACCAGCUCUCGUCGGCCAUCAAGUACUGCCACGACCUGGACGUGGUCCACCGCGACCUCAAGUGCGAGAACCUCCUGCUCGACAAGGACUUCAACGUCAAGCUGUCCGACUUCGGCUUCUCCAAGCGCUGCCACCGCGACGACGCCGGGAAGCUCCUGCUCAGCAAGACGUUCUGCGGGUCGGCGGCCUACGCGGCGCCCGAGGUGCUGCAGGGCAUCCCCUACCAGCCCAAGGUGUACGACAUCUGGAGCCUGGGCGUCAUCCUGUACAUCAUGGUGUGCGGCUCCAUGCCCUACGACGACUCCGACAUCAAGCGCAUGCUGCGCUUCCAGAAGGAGCACCGGGUCGACUUCCCCCGGUCCAAGCACCUGACCAGCGAGUGCAAGGACCUCAUCUACCGCAUGCUGCAGCCCGACGUGCACCGGCGGCUGCGGAUCGACGACAUCCUGGGCCACUGCUGGCUGCAGCCCGCCAAGACCAGGCCCCACGCGUCCGGCUCCUUCAAGCGGGAGGCGGAGGCCAAGGCCCGGGCCGAGCCCAAGCCGGAGAACCGCGCGGGAUCACGGCAGGAUCACCGGCCGGCCGCCAAGGCCCCGCAGAGGCUCCUGGCGGUCCCGGAGACGGAGGAGGCGGGCCCGGCCGACGGGCCGGAAGAGCCCUUGGGAGCAGAAGGGGGCCGAGCCGGCCCCUAGCGGGGCCUCGGUGAGCAACUCGGGCCGGAAGGCCAGAUCGUGCAGCCGGGUGGCCCGGGAGGGGGCCUAGGCCGCGGGGAAAGUAAAAUCCGACCGUUCGACCCUUAUUUUGACGACCUGCUCUCCGCCUCCUUCCUCCCGGGAGCCUCGGGCGGCCCCUACUCCAAAUAAACCACAGAAUCUAC
Messenger RNA from Tachyglossus aculeatus (Australian echidna), 1295 nucleotides. Its product is annotated as testis-specific serine/threonine-protein kinase 2-like. The record is from RefSeq and is a predicted model, not a curated record. Gene Ontology annotation, molecular function: tau-protein kinase activity; protein serine/threonine kinase activity; ATP binding. The coding region runs from base 67 to 1110 and encodes 347 amino acids. Gene Ontology annotation, biological process: microtubule cytoskeleton organization; intracellular signal transduction; protein phosphorylation. The transcript has a single exon. NCBI's taxonomy places the organism in Eukaryota, Metazoa, Chordata, Mammalia, Monotremata, Tachyglossidae. Gene Ontology annotation, cellular component: cytoplasm.